GUGGCGCUAUGUACCGGAAACUCUCCACAGCAGCUGCAGCAGCAGCCACGAAGAAGAGCGACUGAGUUCUUCCGGUUCUGUAGUGAAGAUGGCGACAGUGAGGUGCAGAGAGUAAAUAUAUAGAAACCCUUUUCUCUCAUUGUGUCAGAAACAACCCUUUUUAUUCAGACUGCGACGAAAUGUCGAACCGAACGGCGUAUUUCUACGACCCAGACGUGGGAAACUUCCACUACGGUGCUGGGCACCCGAUGAAGCCUCACCGGCUGUCUCUCACACACAGUCUUGUGCUGCAUUAUGGGCUCUACAAGAAGAUGAUGGUUUUCAAGCCGUACAAGGCGUCGCAGCACGACAUGUGCCGCUUCCACUCGGAGGAUUACAUCGACUUCCUGCAGAAGGUCAGUCCGAACAACAUGCAGGGCUUCACCAAGAGCCUCAACGCCUUCAACGUGGGAGACGACUGUCCUGUCUUUCCAGGUCUGUUUGAGUUUUGCUCGAGAUACACAGGUGCGUCUUUGCAAGGAGCGACUCAGUUAAAUCACAAGAUAUGUGACAUUGCCAUAAACUGGGCUGGAGGUUUACAUCAUGCAAAAAAGUUUGAGGCAUCUGGGUUUUGCUACGUGAAUGACAUUGUCAUCAGUAUUCUUGAACUUCUGAAGUAUCAUCCACGCGUGCUCUACAUUGACAUUGAUAUUCAUCACGGUGAUGGUGUUCAGGAAGCGUUUUAUCUCACAGACAGAGUCAUGACUGUAUCCUUCCACAAAUACGGGAACUACUUUUUCCCAGGAACUGGUGAUAUGUAUGAGGUGGGAGCUGAGAGCGGCCGCUACUACUGCCUGAAUGUCCCGCUGCGAGACGGUAUAGAUGACCAGAGCUACAGACACCUGUUUCAGCCGGUUAUCAAGCAGGUGGUGGACUUCUAUCAGCCCACCUGCGUCGUUCUCCAGUGUGGAGCUGAUUCUCUGGGCUGUGAUCGAUUAGGAUGCUUCAAUCUCAGCAUACGCGGACAUGGAGAUUGUGUGGAGUUUGUGAAGAGCUUCAAAAUCCCGCUGCUUGUUCUGGGUGGAGGAGGAUACACUGUGAGGAACGUUGCUAGAUGCUGGACAUAUGAAACAUCUUUGCUAGUUGAGGAGUCCAUUAGUGAUGAGCUGCCAUAUAGUGAAUACUUUGAAUAUUUUGCUCCAGACUUCACACUUCACCCAGAUGUCAGCACAAGGAUAGAAAACCAAAAUUCUAGACAAUAUUUGGAGCAGAUUCGUCAAACAGUGUUUGAGAGCCUGAAGAUGUUAAAUCACGCUCCAAGUGUUCAGAUCCACGACGUUCCCUCUGAUUUGCUGAGCUACGAGCGACCAGACGAGGCCGAUCCUGAUGAGCGAGGAUCAGAAGACAACUUCUCUAGGCCUGAAGCUGUGAAUGAGUUUUACGAUGGUGACCAUGAUAAUGAUAAAGAAAGUGAUGUGGAGAUCUGAAGAUCCUCUCGUGUCCCAUCUCUUGUGUGACUUUGGUCUUCAGCCAUAGAUCUGUCCAUUCCUUGCCACAUCUAUAGUACUUAUAACUGCAUUGUGAUGAGUGAGUGGAUCUUCUCUUUCUUUACAUGCACUGUAUCUGUGUAGUGUGCCAUGUGUACAACAUUUUAUUGUCACGACUGUAUUUUCCGUUUAUCAAAGCGCAGCUGUAAAAGGGAGCGUCACACCGAGUCCUGUGUACUAAUACAGCAUUAGUACCGAAAAGGUUCAGAAACCAUGUGAUGAAGGAUGGCGUUGUAUUGUAUGCCUAAUAUCCACAU
Molecule: messenger RNA, 1783 nt
Organism: Sinocyclocheilus anshuiensis
Lineage: Eukaryota; Metazoa; Chordata; Actinopteri; Cypriniformes; Cyprinidae
Product: histone deacetylase 3-like
Exons: 15
Coding region: 180-1466 (428 amino acids)
Biological process (GO): epigenetic regulation of gene expression
Molecular function (GO): histone deacetylase activity
Source: RefSeq, a predicted model, not a curated record